Molecule: messenger RNA, 1821 nt
Organism: Armigeres subalbatus
Lineage: Eukaryota; Metazoa; Arthropoda; Insecta; Diptera; Culicidae
Product: UDP-glycosyltransferase UGT5-like
Exons: 2
Coding region: 70-1623 (517 amino acids)
Molecular function (GO): UDP-glycosyltransferase activity
Source: RefSeq, a predicted model, not a curated record
UUCAAAUCUCAAUCAUUCAGUAAGCCAGUCGACUAUCAGAUAGAGUGGUUGUUGCUCAGAAUCAGCACAAUGCGUCUGCUUUUGCUAUCACUGACACUGCUGGUGUCAGCUGUGCACAGCUAUAAGGUGCUAUUUCUUGUACCGUUUCCUGGACCAAGCCAUUGGUUGAUGCUGAAACAUUUCAUUCGAGAGCUGACCGAACGGGGAAACGAGGUGACGUGCAUCACGAGCUUUAAAUUCGGCGAAACGAUUCAUAACUAUACCGAGGUUUUAAUUGAUCCGGCCUAUCCCAUUCGUGACAAAUUUCCAGUUUCAACCUUUUUUGAAUCGAAAAGCUAUAGCAAUGAUUUCAAAAAUUUAUUCUUCUAUUGGAAAAUGGGAAUAGAAACAAGUCGUCAUGGCUUAGAGAGUCGAAAUGUCCAAACAUUUUUGAAGAGAGAGGACUUACAUUUCGAUUUGAUAGUUUCAGAACAGUUCUUCCAGGAAAGCUGGCUCAUGUUUGCCUACAAGUUUAACGCACCUAUAGUCACGAUUAGCACUUACGGCUAUUCUGACUUUAUGGAUCGUGCUAUGGGCCUUAUAACUCCGUGGUCGGUUGUGCCUCACAUGCUGCUGGAUUAUGAAGAUAAUAUGAACUUUUUCCAACGUUCUUAUAAUUUAUUUAUAUCUACGUUUGAUUACGUCGUCCGAGAAUACUACUACCUUCCAAAGCAGAACGAAAUUGUGAAAAAGUGUUUUGGUGAUCUGAAUCAACAACGGGGUUCGUUGCCAUCUGUGCAGUCCUUGGAGAAAUACAUUUCUGUUAUUCUCGUUAAUAGUCAUCCUUUUUUGGCCAAGCCACGACCUUCCAAGGUUGGUCUUGUAAACGUUGCAGGUGCUCAUAUUCGUGCAAACAAACCACUCCCUGGUGAUCUGAAACAAUUCAUGGAUGGAGCUGAGCAUGGAGUAAUUUAUUUUUCGCUUGGUGCGUACCUCCAAAGUUCGCUAAUACCCAUCGAAAAGCGCAACGCAUUGCUGAGGGUGUUUUCAAAACUAAAGCAACGAGUUGUAUGGAAGUUUGAAACGAAUAACCUGGAUAAUGUACCAACCAACGUUAUGAUUCGCAAUUGGGCACCGCAGAAUGAUAUUCUGGCCCAUAAGAACGUGAUCCUAUUUAUUUCGCACGGCGGUCAAUUUGGAACAUUUGAGUCGAUGCACCAUGGGGUCCCAACGCUGUUUAUGCCAUUCUACGGAGAUCAACACAGAAAUGCAAUCCGAGCCGUUCGCAGUGGGUACGCGCGAAAAACUCUAUUCGUUGACUUGACCGAGGAAACGUUUAUGAGUGAGAUAAGCCAAAUGGUCAAUGGAAAGAAGUACUACAAACGAGCGAAAGAAAUCUCCACCUUGUUCCGGGAUACAAUUGUGGAUCCGAUGAACGAAUCAAUGUUCUGGAUGGACUAUGUGGUUCGCCACAACGGUGCUGCCCAUCUGAAGUCAAGUGCGGUUAAUCUCUCAGUAGUGCAAUAUUUGUUGCUGGAUGUACUUGGUCUUGUGGUGCUUUUAAUUUUAAUGGUGAUCGGUGUCGUAAGAUUGUUCUGCUGUUCGCAAGUGAGAAAGGCCAGUAUAAAGCAAAAAAAGCAUUGAACUAAUAUGAUAACUUAAGGUGCUAGAAAAAUGUUAUGUAAGGAGAAAUUCUUAGUGAAUCAGCAGCACGUACGUUUCGUGUGUAUUAUUAAACGAUAGCAUAUUAUUACCAAAAUGUGGUUGUGUUCUGUGGUAGCCAAUGUAAAUUAUCUUUUCUUAUAGCUGUGAUUGGAAAUAAAUGCCUUUUGUUUGAAUUGA